ACUGGUUGACGCGAGUUGACUGAGAUGAGAAAUCACCAUUUAGCUUGAUGCUAACUGCCUGGAGCCGACCACCGAGCUGUUAUGAGAAGAAUAAGGAUUGUUUUGAGUAUUUAUUUAUUUGAGUAGGUGCGACGAUGGCCCAAUGACACCAAGAAUGGACAUAAGUUAAGGAUGACGGGGGAGAAGAAGAAGAAAAAGCGGCUAAACCGCAGCAUUCUUCUAGCAAAGAAAAUUAUUAUAAAAGAUGGAGGAAGUCCGCAGGGGAUUGGUGAGCCCAGCGUUUACCAUGCUGUGGUGGUCAUCUUCCUGGAGUUUUUUGCAUGGGGUCUUCUUACCACCCCAAUGCUCACGGUUUUACACCAAACAUUCCCCCAGCACACAUUCCUGAUGAACGGGCUCAUCCAUGGAGUCAAGGGCCUGCUCUCGUUCCUCAGCGCUCCUCUCAUUGGGGCACUGUCUGAUGUUUGGGGGCGAAAGUCUUUUCUGCUGCUAACGGUGUUUUUCACCUGUGCGCCCAUCCCACUCAUGAAGAUCAGCCCCUGGUGGUACUUUGCUGUCAUCUCCAUGUCUGGUGUAUUCGCAGUCACUUUCUCUGUCAUUUUUGCCUAUGUGGCCGACAUCACACAGGAGCACGAGAGAAGCACAGCAUAUGGGCUGGUGUCUGCGACGUUCGCAGGCAGCCUGGUGACAAGCCCUGCUAUUGGGGCCUACCUCUCGGAGACCUACGGGGACACUCUGGUGGUGAUUUUAGCCACAGCCAUCGCGCUGCUCGACAUCUGCUUCAUCCUGGUGGCCGUCCCCGAGUCACUGCCUGAGAAGAUGAGGCCGGCCUCAUGGGGAGCACCCAUCUCCUGGGAGCAGGCGGACCCUUUCGCUUCUCUGCGUAAAGUGGGCCAGGACUCGACGGUGCUGCUCAUCUGUAUCACAGUGUUUCUGUCCUACCUCCCUGAAGCUGGACAGUACUCCAGCUUCUUCCUCUAUCUCAAACAGGUCAUACGUUUCUCAUCUGAGACUGUGGCUGCCUUUAUAGCUGUGGUGGGGAUCCUCUCCAUAUUAGCACAGACCGUGGUGUUGGGGAUCCUGAUGCGUUCAAUAGGAAAUAAAAACACAAUUCUUUUAGGCCUUGGGUUCCAGAUCCUGCAGCUGGCCUGGUACGGCUUCGGCUCUCAGCCCUGGAUGAUGUGGGCGGCCGGGGCAGUCGCAGCCAUGUCCAGUAUCACGUUCCCGGCCAUCAGCGCCAUUGUCUCCCGCAACGCUGACCCCGACCAGCAAGGUGUGGUGCAGGGGAUGAUCACAGGAAUCCGAGGCCUGUGUAAUGGUUUGGGUCCUGCGCUGUACGGUUUUGUGUUUUACCUAUUCCACGUGGAGCUCACAGACACCGACGGCUCCGAGAAAGGUGCCAAGCCCAACAUGGCCAACCCCACUGACGAGAGUGCCAUAAUUCCUGGCCCUCCAUUCCUGUUUGGGGCCUGCUCUGUGCUGCUCUCCCUCCUGGUGGCGUUGUUCAUCCCGGAGCACACUGGACCAGGCAUGAGACCCGGCGCCUACAAGAAGCACAGCAACGGAGCCCAAAGCCACUCCCACAGCCCUCAAGGGAGCGGUGCGGAGGGCAAAGAACCACUGCUCGAGGACAGUAGUGUAUAACCCCAACCACAGGGGGCGCUCUAGUCAAUGCCCCACCCCUGCAUAAACAAGGCUGCAUACAGACUCUAGUGAGGAGGGAGGCAGCCUGUUUAGAAGUAGAGUGAAGACUCUCUGAAGCCUGAAAUUGCGAAUUUUGGGUUGCAAAGUAAAGACUGAGCCAGACUCUAAUAGUUAUUUAAGAGUGGAGGGUUUAUGCUCCCUACUGGUGCGAACAGGGAUUGCAGCAGUUUGUGUGAGUGGGGUAAAGCAAUUGUUACUAAAUCCCAGUGUAUUUCUUCAUAAUCUUCUGUGGCGCCUGUGUCUAGUCAUUGGGAGUGUAACAAUUUGACGAUAUCUCAAUUCGAGUUCAUUGCGAUACAGAAAACCAAUGAGGUAAACCAGUUCAGGACCGGGUCUGGGUCUGGACCACAUUUUCUAUAAAUACAACACUUCUUUGUCUGAGGUGUGCUGAUGAGACCACUUUAAUAGACAGUUUUUCAAUGUUUACUUGCCAUUCUCUAGAUUAGUACAGUUGGGUUGUAUUAUAUUUUCUGUUCAAAACUGAAGACUUGUCGUGAUUCAAGUUUUUUAUUCGAGAUACAAUUGUUGCCUUGAAGUGACUUAAACAUUAAUUUGACAUGACCUGUAUGAAGACUGAGGUCUGAUGGCUCUAUAUCUAAGCUAUUGCUCCAGUGAGAGCGGUUAUAAGCAUAUGCCUUUUGUUCCAUACCAUUUAUCUGUUUAUUUAGGCUCAUAAAAUAGAGUUUAUUUGAAAAACCUCACUAUUUUGAGCUGAUCUGCUGCAAUUAGUGAAUCAGUUUAAUUUUAACGCACAGUUUUUCUGAAAAAUUGCACUUGCUGCCAUAGUACAGUUAAAUAUAAUGCAAUAUUUCCAUUGUUCAAAAAGAACCAUGGUGUAAAACUAGUAAUUUGCUAUUGAAUCUACCUAUCAAACUGUAUUCAGACAGAGUUGAUAUCACUUGGUGCAGUUCAGCAGUCUCUCCAGAAGGAGGAGGCCUCACAUUAAUACGGAUCCAUAAGUCCUCCACUUGCCCUGAAUGUGACCUAAAGUAGCAGUUCGAACCCAAAUCUUUAUCAAUAUUGACCAAAUGUGUAACCAAAACUACAGUUAGGACAAUAUACCUUAUCCUUAUGUAUCAACUUAUUGCUCAACCAACUCCCUACCCUUUUAAAUGGCUUGUAAAACGUGGUAUGUUUGAACUGACAUGCCUUCAACAUUGCUCAAUGUUUUUACUAAGUUCAUACAGGUACAAGUGGAGGCAGGAUAUUAUAAUCUUUGACAUUUGGUUUGUCGUAAUUCUGAUUUCCAAAAUGCCUCAAGUGCAUUGAACCACUACUACAACCCAACUAAGAAACUGUCCAUCAAGUCACGUUUAUUUUGGUGCCAAAUUUUAUUUUAAAAUUUUGUUUUUGUACUGUGUUUGUAUGUGUGUUUUGAGUGAGAUUUUCUCUCUGGUCUUACUUUCUUUGGCUACUUUUUAUAGCUUUUUAAUUUAAUUUACGGUCAUUUUGAAAUAUCUAUGACUAGACGGUUAACAAUCCAAAUGUCUAUUUUUCACAUUGAUUUAACAAGCAUUACUUUGUUACAGAUUAUAAACUCAAUUGGCCUGAAUAAGUUGCAAAAUAUACCAAAAUACAGUCAAUUUUUGCUCUAAUUUAAACUUGCCAUUAUUAUUAUUUAAAUGAGGGCACUGCUAAACAGGAGAUCCUUUUGUUCACCAUCUCUUGGACCAAUCCACAAGCAAAUUUGCUAAUAAUUUCUUUACCAUUUUUUACCAUUACAACUUAAACAAUGUACAAAACCAUCUAUACUUGCAAAUGUAUAUAAUUUAUGCUCCAAAUGGCCAGUUCUUGUGUCAGUUUGAGUGGGGCAGAUAUAUCUAUAUUUCUGAGGACUCUACCUGCUCUGGCCACUCCUGUUUUUAGUACGUGGUGGUGUGUGGCCUGGACCCCCUCUGUGUGCCUAAAAUUAGCCAAGAAGCGACACAUGGCAACAAAAGUGGUGGUUCUUAUUAUGUACAUAUGGGAAACUAAUGACAAACUAUUUAUUAAAGGUUUAUUGUACAAUGAAA
This is a messenger RNA of Periophthalmus magnuspinnatus, 3716 nucleotides long. RefSeq names its product major facilitator superfamily domain containing 14A2 (gene slc71a1-2). The transcript has 12 exons. NCBI's taxonomy places the organism in Eukaryota, Metazoa, Chordata, Actinopteri, Gobiiformes, Gobiidae. The record is from RefSeq and is a predicted model, not a curated record. Gene Ontology annotation, cellular component: membrane. Bases 172 to 1644 code for a protein of 490 amino acids. Gene Ontology annotation, molecular function: transmembrane transporter activity. Gene Ontology annotation, biological process: transmembrane transport.